This is a messenger RNA of Callorhinchus milii (elephant shark), 1015 nucleotides long. RefSeq lists its product as uncharacterized. Bases 1 to 1014 code for a protein of 337 amino acids. NCBI's taxonomy places the organism in Eukaryota, Metazoa, Chordata, Chondrichthyes, Chimaeriformes, Callorhinchidae. The record is from RefSeq and is a predicted model, not a curated record. The transcript is spliced from 6 exons.
AUGGCCGAGUUUAAAGGGAUCGAGGGGAACGGCGAUAGGUGUGAAGAUGCUCAAGCCACAGCUGGUGGUGAAUGUUAUUUUAUUUUCUAUCUGGUUCUUUGGCUCAGGUGGCACAGAGCUGUUUUCACCAAUCUAGUCAAGCCUGGAAUUCUCCUUCCUGAAGAUGAUCCAUCCACAGGGAGUGAUUCUGAACUUAGUGAAACUGUGAAACCUAAGAAAAUAAACAUCAUGAGUAAAAUGUGGAAAACGGUUGUCAGAUUAACAGCACAUCACCAACAACAACAGCAGCUGAAGGCACUGGAUAAGAGAAUGCAAAGUAGCCACCACGGGAGCCUCCCGAGAAGCAGAAAUAUUUGGGGUUUUCCAACAAAAUAUGAUCUUGUUCCGAGAAUAAGCAGGGAUGUUGACUCACAGAAACCAUUCCCAGGAAGAAAAGCAUCAAGUUGUUUGAAAAAUAACUCAAUAUCAUACAGGCACAGGGACAAUAAAGCAUCCAAGGCUACAUCCAAGCAACUGCACGAUAUUGAUGAAAACAAGAUAUUUUCAACAUUGAAGACACAUCCUCAAAAAACUGAAACUAUUCAGGUUGAUGUGGAUGUUGUGGAAGCGGAGACAGCGAGGAUUGUUGGUAACAAUCUAGUUGUGAGAUCCCACCGAAUGUCCCGGCGAGUGUCUGUUACAAGCCUCCCUGCUGAACAGCAAAAGGCAGUCUGUUCAUCAAAGAAAAAGCAAUGCUUUAAGAUAUUCAAAAGGAUAAAAAGAAAAAAUCUGGAACAAAAUAGGCGGCACUCUUUUCUGACAGUGGGGAAACUGCAGGCUCAAGUGGAUGAACUGGUAGACACAGUUUCAGAAAAAUCAAUGCGAUUACUGGCUCAAAGACAUGCAGAACUCCAGCAGUGUGAGAAUCUUGGAGAUGAAAUUCUACAAUCCUCUAAGCAGUUCCAGCGAGUUUCCAAGAGAAGUGCACAAAAGUACAAGUGGAAGAAUUGUUUCCUAUGUGGGUGCUGCUGCUAAA